AUGGAUUCUCGCUCUUGGCCGGAGGGUUCACCAUGCUGCCGGAGCAAAGCCAUUCAAGAGCUGAUACAGUCGCCGGAAAACUCCUAUUGUGUAGAAGAUCAAGCCUUGGAUAUGUUCGGCAACACCCUUUCAUUCAUGAGUAGUUACAGCGUCAACAAGGUCUCUAAGAUCCCGAUAAAUAAUAUAAGUUCUUCUAAUUGUUUGGAUGGCCGGAGAUCAAUAGCCACGGACAAGAUGGUUAAAACAGUGAAAAAUAGUAGAGGCUGCUAUAUCAGAAAGCGCUCAUGGACAUCCACAAAAGUAACUUCUUUGAUUGAUGAUGGACAUGUAUGGAGAAAAUAUGGUCAAAAGGAGAUCAUCAAUGCAAAACACAAAAGAAACUAUUAUAGGUGUACACACAAAUUUGACCAAGGAUGUCAAGCAACCAAACAAGUUCAGCAGACCGAACAUGAGCCUACAAAGUAUAAGAUAACUUACAACCGACACCACACUUGCAAUACUUUCCUAAGUACCCCUCAAUCAGCACCUUCUCUAAUGCCGACAAGGCUAGUACAUGGAGAUGUGAUCUCAAAAGAGGUAUAUUCACCAAUUUUUGAGAUGGACCAGAUACUUGAAACUAUUGAUUAUAGUGAAAAUCCAUUUGAUUUGGCUCAUUGUGAGCUCAUUAGUUUAAAUUAUUCAUAUAACGUAUAG
Lactuca virosa is the source of this 693-nucleotide messenger RNA. NCBI's taxonomy places the organism in Eukaryota, Viridiplantae, Streptophyta, Magnoliopsida, Asterales, Asteraceae. The record is from the annotation of a GenBank genome assembly.